AAAAGCAAAAGCAUAAACGUAAAUUCGUGUUCCAGUUAGCUGGCGGCAACAUUACCUCCACGAGCUCUUCAUUGCCUAACCGACUGUCUCUCUCUCUCUCCAAAUCUGAGGGACUCCUUUGGGUUUACUAAAACACAAAGAAACCAAUCCCAUUGUAAUUCCACACGAGUUUUUUGUUCCUAAAGCAGGUGAAACCGUCCGGCUUCAUAUGGGUGUAGAUGGAUGCCUUUUUGGAGGCUGAGGGGUAAAGACUCUGCAGUGGUUGGUUGAACGGAGUAUAUAAACAAAUGGCUCCCACUAGCAAAGCUGAUAAGAAGGCAGGAGAUGUAGCUGCAUGGAUGUUCAAUGUUGUAACUUCUGUUGGGAUUAUAAUUGUCAAUAAAGCUCUGAUGGCUACAUAUGGCUUCAGUUUUGCUACAACAUUAACUGGUUUGCAUUUUGCUACGACAACUUUGAUGACACUUGUUCUAAGGUGGCUGGGAUACAUUCAACCCUCGCAUCUACCUGUCUCUGAGCUUCUAAAAUUUAUGGUCUUUGCUAACUUCUCUAUUGUUGGAAUGAACGUGAGUCUAAUGUGGAACUCGGUGGGAUUUUAUCAGAUAGCAAAGCUGAGUAUGAUCCCUGUGUCAUGUUUACUGGAAGUUGUUCUCGACAAGAUCCGUUACUCAAGAGAUACAAAGUUGAGCAUAGGAAUUGUUCUCUUGGGAGUUGGUGUUUGCACUGUCACUGAUGUGAGUGUCAAUGCCAAAGGCUUCAUUGCUGCCUUUAUAGCUGUAUGGAGCACUUCGCUACAACAGUAUUAUGUGCACUUUCUUCAACGGAAAUAUUCACUCGGUUCUUUCAGUCUGUUGGGACAUACUGCUCCGGCCCAGGCUGGAUCUCUUCUGUUACUCGGCCCCUUCCUUGACUAUUGGCUGACAAACAAGAGGGUUGAUGCCUAUGACUAUAACUUUGGAUCUCUGAUGUUUAUAAUUCUCUCAUGCACAAUCGCAGUAGGCACCAAUCUCAGCCAGUUCAUCUGCAUUGGAAGAUUUACCGCUGUGUCCUUCCAAGUACUGGGGCAUAUGAAGACAAUUCUUGUUUUGAUCAUGGGGUUCUUUUUCUUUGGGAAGGAGGGUCUGAAUCUGCAUGUUGUAUUGGGAAUGAUCAUAGCUGUGGUUGGGAUGAUUUGGUAUGGAAAUGCCUCGUCUAAGCCCGGUGGAAAGGAGCGUUGGAGCCACUCUCUCCCUACGAGCAGGCAACAAAAACACGGUGGUUUUCCUGAAUCUACUGAACAUGAUGGAAAAGUUUAAAUUCAUUCAGUCUAAGUAGAAAUGGAAGAUUUCAGGAAAUUCUUAAAUGAUUUGAGGCUAGAAAACCAAAAUUUCUUCGAAUUAUUUAUCCUCGUAAUUUCUAUUUCUUGCCCUCCUAUUCACUCCCAUUGGGGGAGUGGAAUGGAUACAUCAAGAUAGGGGAAAACUCUUCCAAAUUUCAAUUUUUUUUGUUUACAUCAUCAUAAUCAUAGUAAUUAUUUUUCUGGCUCUCUA
Pyrus x bretschneideri (Chinese white pear) is the source of this 1526-nucleotide messenger RNA. Its product is annotated as UDP-rhamnose/UDP-galactose transporter 6. Lineage: Eukaryota; Viridiplantae; Streptophyta; Magnoliopsida; Rosales; Rosaceae. Gene Ontology annotation, cellular component: Golgi apparatus. The record is from RefSeq and is a predicted model, not a curated record. Gene Ontology annotation, molecular function: antiporter activity; UDP-galactose transmembrane transporter activity.